UUCUCACGUAAGGCUAUUACAGAAACUGCACAGGAAGAACAAGAAAACCACGAGGAGACAGGCUGUGCUUUUGAAAUUAGUUUUACAGUUCAGACGCACCGCAGACAUCCUGCGAGAGCGAGAAGGAACAUCGUGCGGGACAUCAUCGGUGUAAAAAAAAGCCUCUUGCUGAGGAAAGUCAAGAAAACGUCCGGCUGACUCUCAGUGACGUCUCAGCGCACGCAGACUGAAAGCCCCGUGUGAGGCAGGCUGUGUAGAAGGGUCUGUAACUCGGUAGGACCGGUCUGGCUAGUUUUUUUUUUCCCCUGCUUGCUCUGUGUUUUCUUUUCAGAAACAAAGCAGCGGAGUGUCGAAAGUCAUUGGCUCACUGCUUCGAAAUUUGCAUUGACUGUCCGGCCCCUUCGCUAAACCUCCGAGUCUCUUACCUGGAACGUCGAACUUUGGACCAGUCAGCCGUCAAAGACUGAGCAGCACGCGAGCUGGGGGAAAUUCGGCUUGCAUGUGUACAUUUUAAACAAACAGCCUGAAUCUGAAAGGGGCCGUUAUCUGGAUCUUCUUAAUUAACACCCCAGCGCUUGGAUAUGUCCCAACUGUAGCGUCAGAGUUGGAAACUGUCUUGACAUGUCCUCUAAAUCCAGGGUCCCGGGGUUUCUGAUGGAGCUGCCGGUCCAGCGCAAGACUCCUCCUAAGACCUUCGAGGACUUGACUUUGGACUCGGGGUACGGGGGCAUGGCGGGGUCAUGCCGCUCCUCUGUCCUCUCACUGUCCCCUGGGCCUGGGGACAGCCUAUGGACUCUGCCCGGGGACGGGCCUUUCCGCAGGGACCUGGGUGCUGGUGAGUGCCACAACUGCUCUGGGGGGCGACCUGAGGACCUGGAAAAGGUGGCCCCCAAACUACCGCCCCUGGAGCACCUGCCCUGGACAGAGGAGGAAGUGGGGGCUGUGAUGAGGAAGUGCCUGCCCUCCUGGACCGUGUCCGAGGGGCUGAUCCGGCGCGUGUCCACCUGCCUGGGCCGGACGCUGCUCAGGGUGGCGCGGGAGGCGCAGCGGCUCAGCCUGCUCUGCGGGAAGUGCACCCGGCACGAGGUGCAGACGGCCGCCAAGCUGGUGCUGUCCUGGUCGCUGUCGGAGAGCUGCGUGGCCGCCGGCGUGCAGGCGCUGUCCCUGUGCAGCAUGAGCGCCGAGGAGCCCGACGUCCGCAGCAAGAGCGCCCGCUGCGGCCUGGCCUUGUCCGUGGGCCGGUUCUUCCGCUGGAUGGUGGACGCGCGCGUGGCGCCCCGGAUUCACGAGUUCGCUGCCGUCUACCUGACCGCCGCGGUGCAGGCGCUGCUGGAGGAGCUGUGCAGCCGGCUGGGGCGCGGCCCCGGGGCCGAGGGGGGCCCGCAGGAGGAGGAGGCGGCCCUGGAGCACAUGCUGAAUAAUGACGCGGAGCUCUGGGGACUCUUCCAGCCAUACCAGCACCUGCUGUGUGGGAAGACCGCUUAUGACACCCCGGUCCUGCCCUCCUAUGUCAGCGUGUACACUCGGGGGUCCCUGGGUCGCCCCGGCAGCACCUCGCCCCUGGGCCCCACGGAGCUGCAGAGCCUGGAGCACAGCCUGCUGACCAGCACGGUGGACAGCGUGGCCGAGCUGAGCGCCCUGGUCAUCAACGCCAUGUACUGUUUACAGCGGCUGGGCUCUUGCAACCCCGGAGGGAUGUUCCAGCUGCACUUCAGGCAGGGGGCGCUGUCCUGGGAGCCCGAGGCCCUGCACAGCUUGUUUUACUACACCCGCAGGCGCCCGGCCGAGUGGGACAGCGCGCAAGCCGAGCCCCGCCGCGUGCAGCUCACCAGCGACAGCCCAGAGAUGGCCCUGCCGCCCCUGGGGGAAUGGCUGCGUGUGUGCCUGGCGUUUGCGGAGCACCGACACAGCCAGACCGUGGACAGUGGGGAUGUCCAGCAAGCAGCCCGUCUUCUCCUGCCGGGGGCCGACUGCGAGCCGCGCCCACUCAGGGUGGAGUGCUGCCUCUACGCCUCUAAGCGGCUGGAGCCUGUGGUGGCAGAACAGGCCCUGCGCUGGAACCUGGCCUUUCGGAUGCUGAGCUGCGGGCGGACAGACCUGGUGGCCCCAGCUAAGGCCCUGCUGGGUCCUGACGGCAUCAACACCCUUAAUGAUCAGGGCCUGUCCCCUCUCAUGUACGCCUGUGCCAGUGGAGAUGAGGCCAUGGUGCAGGUGCUGCUGGACGCCGGUGCGUCUGUGGACCUGCUGGUCCCCUGCGGGAUACAGAAGGCACGCUGCGCCCACCCUGAGACGCGUCGCUGGACUGCCCUCUGCUUCGCCGCCGCCUUCGGACACACCUCCAUCGCACAGCUCCUGCUGGACUCGGGCGCUGAUGUGGACGGCUGUGUGGGCGAGAGCGAGGGGGCCGAGUCCCCCCUGCAGCUAGCUGCUGCCGCAGGUCACUACGAGCUGGUCUCCCUGCUGCUGGAGCACAGCGCUGACCCCCUCUCAGGGUCCUGCAAGCCAGGGGGCGACACCUCCCUGCACGGGACCUCCAGUGCCUUUGCCCUGGCGGCGGCACACGGGCACAGGAAUGUGCUGAGAAGGCUGCUGACCCAGCCCACCAGCGACAUCCUCACGCUGGAGGACAUGCUGGCGGAGGGGGCGGGGGGCGGAGCCCAGUCCCGCCGCAUGGGGCGCGCUCAGAGGAGGGCCCUGCAGGAGGCGCUGUUCCAUAGCGUCGAGCACGGCUACAUUGACAUCGCACUGGAGCUGCGACAGCAAGAGGCUGUUCCCUGGACUCUGCACACCUGGCUGCAGUGCCUGCGCUCCUCCUUCACACAGCACCGCUGGGACGCGACACACAGCCUGCUGGGAGAUUUCUCCAGCCUGCGGGAGGUGUACAGCAACGAGAUGGUGUCGGAAGGGCUGCCCCUCCUCAUCCACAUCCUGCAGUGCUGCCAGAGUGAGUCCACCGGCCAGCUGCUGGCUACCAUCCUGUCCUGCUGCUACGGGCCCUACCCCGUCCCCACAGUGCACGACAGCGCCCCCGCACAUCGCCCCCGGCGCGGUUCUGCUUGUCUGAACAAUAAAGAGACGUCCGACCUCACCUUCCUGGUGGAAGGGAAGCCAUUCUACGCCCACAGGGACCUGGUUUCAUCUGCCUCCCCCAGCCUGCAGAAGCUGGUCUCCAACACCGCCCAGCCCCCUGGCCAGGUGGAGAUCAGGGAUAUGAAGUUCCACACCUUCCAGCUAGUGAUGCAGUACAUUUACAACGGGGGGACCGAAGGGCUGCACAUCAGCCAGCAGGAUGCUCUGGAGGUCCUUCACGCAGCCCAUGUCUUCCGGCUGAAGGCCCUGAAGAGACACUGCGAGAUGCUCUGUUCCAAGUACAUCUACCCUGCUGAGGCCGUCAGGAUCUACCAGCAAGCCAAGCUGUGCCAGGCCUUGGAGCUGAAGGCCUUCUGCGAGGGCUACUUCCUGAAGAACCUGGCCGUCCUCCUGGAGGUCAGCUGCUUCCGCUGCCUCCUGCAGGGCAGCGACAGUACUGCGGCCGACGACAGCCUGGCUCACGACCUCCUGCAGACCCUGACCUCCAGGAUGAACGCCAUCCACCAGCCCACUGCCAAGGAGACCACGGUGUAGAGGGAACAGGCAGGCAGGGCAGAAGUGCAGAGGCCCUGGCUGUGUGGCCAGUGAACAACACACACUGCUGUCACGGGGCUCCUCUGAGCACACUGGGUGACAGAGCCAGCCCAGAAACAGGCUAGGGACACUACUGCUGCUCUUAAUCGUCACCUUUCCCCUGAGCUGCGCCUGAAUGCCUUUCCAUCUGCUUUUGGGAGUAUGAAGGACAGAUUAAAGUUGCUCAGUUUUCAUUUCUGAUGCUAAAAGGACUAAAUCGGAAGUGAGGGGGCAGUUAAAUGACAAUAAUUGGCUGUUUGGCCCCAGCAGCAGUCUCCAUGUGGAGAGUGCGCCCCCUGCUGUCCGAAGUGCCGCUCCUGCCUGGCGUGAUCUGAGAGAGCUGGUAUCUCCCUCUGCCUCUGGUAUAUUGCAGCUCGAUGGGGCAGUGCCUGGAAUACCCCCUCACCCCCCCAGAGGGGACCCCCUUUUCCCCAGAAGGGAAAGUGGGUGUGAAGAAGCUGCUGCAGGGCUGCAGCAGUGUGAGGGGUACAAACAGGCAGUCGGGGUGUAUUCACUGACCCACUUGUUGACAAGGUGUCGCUGGCCGGUGCUGAUCGCUAUUCCCAGUGGAUGUGCAAUACUGUGAAAUAGUUCACCCCCACCUUUUCAGUUUUGUAAUUUAACUAUUUUUGGAGUUUUAUUUAAUGGCAUUUUUAUGUUUAUUUGGAUAUAUUAAAAGGUGUCUAAUUAAAGAUAUGCAUUUAUGGC
Messenger RNA from Lepisosteus oculatus (spotted gar), 4371 nucleotides. Its product is annotated as ankyrin repeat and BTB/POZ domain-containing protein 2-like. The record is from RefSeq and is a predicted model, not a curated record. Lineage: Eukaryota; Metazoa; Chordata; Actinopteri; Semionotiformes; Lepisosteidae. Gene Ontology annotation, molecular function: protein heterodimerization activity.